Alosa alosa (allis shad) is the source of this 3014-nucleotide messenger RNA. It is a transcript of the gene epx, whose product is annotated as eosinophil peroxidase. Gene Ontology annotation, biological process: response to oxidative stress. The record is from RefSeq and is a predicted model, not a curated record. Gene Ontology annotation, molecular function: heme binding; peroxidase activity; calcium ion binding. Lineage: Eukaryota; Metazoa; Chordata; Actinopteri; Clupeiformes; Clupeidae.
AAACUUAGUCACAAUUCCACUAAACUAAUACUGGCGGCCAGCUAACUCUUUUGAUGCAUCAAACCAACAUGUUAAUGCAGUCCUGAAACUGGGAGAUUGUGGAACAAUUCGAUGGAUACUGCAUCUAUGGUGGCCCUUUUCCCACUAACUCUGGUUGUGUGUCUGAAGCUGUCAUCACCCCUUCAGGUGCCCACGCAAUUGCGCAACACCUCAGAGGUGGUCUACCUCGGUUCAGCAUUCCUACGGGAGGCACUUAGGCAAGCCAUUGAGCUGACUGAUUCAGCUUAUGCGCACACAAAUGAGAGAGUGAAGACGUCCUUGUCGGAGGGCUCGAUGAGACCCAGUGACCUGCUGGCCCAGUUCAAGCAGACGGGUCCCCAUACCAGAGCCCACAUCAGGGCAGCGGAGGUGCUGGACAACACUGUGGAGCUCAUCAGGGAGAUGGUCUACACUCACACCAUGGCCACGCCCACGCCCAACCUCACUGAGCUGUUAAGUGCGCAGGACUUUGAGACACUCUUGCAAGCAUCAGGCUGCUCCUCAGAGACACAGAGACCUGUGUGUGAGACAGGCUGUCUGUCUGACCGCUAUCGCUCAUUCACAGGACAGUGCAAUAACAGACAGUACCCAUUAUGGGGGGCUGCCAACACCCCCUACAACCGCUGGCUGCCCCCUGAGUAUGAAGACCUCCUGGGAGCCCCUAGAGGCUGGGACCCUGAGCACCGCUACCACAACUUCACCCUGCCCCCAGUGCGGUGUGUGUCUCACAGUGUGCUGUACACCCACAACGAGAACAUCUCUCUGGACUCGUCCCUGUCGCACCUCCUGGUGGAGUGGGGCCAGUGGAUCGACCAUGACUUGGUUCUGACCCCACAGACGCCCAGCACGGCUGCCUUCAAGACCGGCGCGGACUGCAGCCAAACUUGCAGCCGAGACACGCCUUGCUUCCCCAUAGAGAUCCCUCUCUCCGACCCACGUACUGGUAUCCAAAGCUGCAUGCCUUUCUUCCGCUCGGCUCCAAGUUGUUUCGGGAGUGUGGCUACGCCACCACAUCGCCACAGAGAGCAGCUGAACGCCAUCACCUCAUUCGUUGACGCCAGCAUGGUGUAUGGCAGCACCGACCAAUCAGCCUCUGACCUCCGGAACCUGUCGUCCCCUCUCGGCCUGCUGGCUCUCAACCCUCAGCACUCAGACCAGGGGCUUGGCAUGAUGCCUUUCCUGCCCAGGAAGCAGUCUCAUCUGGACCCCUGCGGCCCUCGCACUGGCCGAAAUGCCUCAGGGGCAGAGACUCCUCCAGACCAGAACAUGACCUCCUGUUUCCAGGCAGGAGACUCGCGGGCGAAUGAGCACCUGGGCAUGAUCGCCCUGCACACGUUGUUUCUGCGUGAGCACAACCGUCUGGCCCGGGAGCUGAAGCAGCUGAACCCUCACUGGUCCCCCGACACACUCUACCAGGAGGCCCGCAAGAUCAUGGGGGCCAUCCACCAGAUUCUGACCUGGGAGCACUACUUGCCCCGCGUGCUGGGGGAUGAGGUGUCCUCUGAGCUCAUUCCUCCAUACGAGGGCUACGCCCAGGUCAACCCCGGCAUCGCCAACGUCUUUGCAGCCGCUGCUUUUCGCUUCGCGCACGUCACGGUGCAGCCGGUGGUGACCCGGCUCGGCCCAGGGUACCAGCCCAGCCCCAGGCACCCGCCACUGCCUCUCCACCACUCCCUCUUCGCCUCCUGGAGGGUCAUUCGGGAGGGUGGGGUUGACCCUGUGUUGCGUGGUUUGCUGCUGUCCCCAGCAAAGUUGCAGGUGUCUGAUCAGAUGAUGGUGGAGGAACUGACUGAGCGACUCUUCCAGGCUCAGGGGGGACUGCCCUUCGACCUUGGGGCCCUAAACCUCCAGAGAGGCAGGGACCAUGGACUACCUGGCUACAGUGUAUGGAGGAGGCUCUGUGGCCUGUCUGACCCCGUCUCUGAGUCUGACCUGGCAGGAAUCAUGGGUAAUCCCACGUUGGCUCAGAAGCUGCUGGCUCUGUACAGCACGCCCCAGAACAUCGACGUGUGGGUGGGGGCCAUCUCGGAGCCGCCCCUCCCAGGGGGCCGCGUGGGACCCCUGUUGGCCUGCCUGCUGGCCAAGCAGUUCAGGGCCCUUAGAGAUGGGGACAGGUUCUGGUGGCAGAGAAAGGGAAUGUUCAGCCGUGCGCAGAGGUCAUCGCUACAGAGGGUCUCUCUCUCCCGCGUCAUCUGCGACAACACACACAUCCAGCUGGUGCCGCCCGACCCCUUCACACGCACUCUCUGCACAGAGGACCUCCUGCCCUGCACCCACCCCCGCAUACCCCCACUAGACCUCAGCGCCUGGAGGGAACCAGACUCAGACCCCACGUGUGGCUCCGUACCCCGUAUCCAACCCGGCUACUCGCUGCUCUGUGACAGCGCCGUUCUGUACCAGUGCCCCGCCGGAUUCAGCCUCGUCGGCCCCUCCCAAGUCAAGUGUGACCCACACACCCAGCAGUGGACAUCAGCACCCCCUACCUGCCAAGAUGUGGAUGAGUGUGCGUCUAGUCCCUCAGUCUGUCCUCAGAACACAGAGUGCCACAACACACCUGGCUCCUUUACCUGUACAGAGCCUGACGUGGCAUCUUUCUCGGCCUCUUCAGUAGCAGCUGCAGUGGUGGCCGUGCUGGGCGGGGUGGCUGUGAUGUUGCUCAUCAUGGUGUGCUACAGGAGGUUUUUCCCCAUGAAAAGUGAUCACUUGCAGAGUCGUUGCUGUCAGAGGCCAAGUUAAUGCCUUGGAAGGGUGUGUUGGAUGAAACCCGUGGAGACCACAAGCACUGAUCAGUCUGUUCUCCUUUCUGCCUGACCUACUCCCCAUUCAUGGUUGUUGAACCAUCUCACAUCAUUUAAGGCUGUGAAUUGAAUUUUGUUGAUGUCAUUACAUUAUUUCUGUAAACUGUACAAAUUCAAUCAUCCUCUCAACAAUCCUCAAAUAUGUAUUGACACAAAUGUAACUUUUUCAUAAAGUAA